Salmo salar (Atlantic salmon) is the source of this 3156-nucleotide messenger RNA. It is a transcript of the gene btbd6b, whose product is annotated as BTB domain containing 6b. Gene Ontology annotation, biological process: neurogenesis. Gene Ontology annotation, molecular function: protein binding. The record is from RefSeq and is a predicted model, not a curated record. Gene Ontology annotation, cellular component: cytosol. Lineage: Eukaryota; Metazoa; Chordata; Actinopteri; Salmoniformes; Salmonidae.
UCGUGGGGUUUCCCACGAAUGGAAAUGUUGCUGAAUCGAACGCUAUGGUUGGCAUCACUUCGACUGUACAGCCUGCGCGAUUAGGGGAAGACAUUUCAGCAGAUAUUUUCUGGGUAGCCUACUUCGUCUUAAAAAUGCACCGAUUCGAGAGCAACAUUUUGGGCUCAUAUAACUUGAAAUUGUGUACAUUGUGUCUAACUGAAAGACUGGCGAUUGCAUCUCACAAUUGUAUCCAAAUAUUUCAAUAUAAUUUACAUAAUUGUGCAAGCACUUCGCUUCAUUUGUUACAUGGAACGCAAUUAAAAACGGCGUCCGUUUGGCGAGCGAUGUCCCGCACUGUCAGCAAAUUAAUUGUUUCUCAAGUAGGCUUUUGCAUCUUGAAUAUGCUAUAUCUCGAUAUGCUCAGCAAUGUGCUCUAUAAAAGACACAGGAUAUAUAUGGCUGUUCAAUCCAGCUUUCGUGGAGCGUGUUUUGGUUCAUAAUUCGUAGUUUUGAAGUAACUUUGUGCAGUAAACUAUUCCUGUGGCGUACAAACCAGAUGGAUUUCAUAGAUAGGAUACAAUGUAGAAUAUAUCAUACGUUAUCUAUAAACCAAAAUCACAACUGGGGCCUCUUCUGAUAUAAAUAUGCCUGAAAUGAACCAUAUUGCUCCCAUUUAUGGGGGCAAUUUAAGUAGUGACGUGAACGUUACGGUAAGGGUUAACUCUCUUGCUCGGAUCUUCGCCAUGUAAUAUUGUACAGAUCAGCUGUGGGAGGCGCCUACAGGAAUACUGACAUGGAAAGGCAUCAGUGAAUCUGAUUUGUCAAACUCGAACUGCGCGCCCGCCCUCGAUACACAAAACUACAGUACCUACAGUCAUAAGAGUAGAAUGAUUGUUGGCACAGGGAUGGAUCACGUACCAUUUGGAUAAUGAUAUGAACUCGCGUCCGCCUGGAUAUCUAAUAAUUGUGACAACUCGUCGCCGCAGUGGAGUUAUGCAACAUUGUAACACUUUGUAACAGUUCGCCCUGGGUGCAACGUGGAUGUGAUUAUUUUAGAGGGGAUACAUUGUCGCUUAAAAGGAGGACGCUAUGAGAUAGAUGAAAUUGUAACCGCUUCGGAUGUAAUUCCGCUGGACGGACACCUUGAUGUUGCUGUGCAAAUAUUUUCAGGAAACCUUAAAAAGGACUAAAAAGAGUGGGAAGCAGUCCGGCAAGCUGCCAGUAUGCUAUGAAAUUGUGACUUUGUCCGUGAAGAAGAAGAUGGCUGCAGAACUGUACCCUGCCAGCUUAAACACCAACCUCCCUAACAGCAACGGCGCGGUAGUGACUGCAGCCAGCAAGAAAAACAUCGUUCAGGUCACCCAAGCUGUGACCGUGCCGACUACGACUGCCACUCAGCAAAAUAUCAACAACAACAACGUCGAGACUACCAGUUGGCAGUCCACUCACCCGACAUUGCGAGAAAGGAAUGCCUUGAUGUUCAAUAAAGAACAUAUGGCCGAUGUUCAUUUCAUUGUGGGUCCCCCUGGUGAAUCACAGAAAGUUCCAGCGCAUAAAUAUGUAUUGGCGGUGGGCAGCUCCGUUUUUGGUGCCAUGUUUUAUGGAGACCUGGCAGAAGGGGAGUCUGAGAUUCACAUCCCAGACGUGGAGCCUGCUGCUUUUUUAAUUCUGUUAAAGUAUAUGUACAGCGACGAGAUUGAACUGGAGGCGGACACGGUGCUGGCCACUCUGUACGCCGCCAAGAAGUACAUUGUGCCUGCCUUGGCCAAGGCCUGCGUCACUUUCCUGGAGACCAGCCUGGAGGCCAAGAACGCCUGUGUGCUGCUCUCUCAGAGCCGCCUCUUCGAGGAGCCAGAGCUGACACAGCGCUGCUGGGAGGUGAUCGACGCCCAGGCUGAGCUAGCCCUCCGCUCCGAGGGCUUCUGUGAGAUCGACCUGCAGACCCUGGAGAUCAUCCUGCGCCGUGAGACGCUGAACACGCGCGAGGCAGUGGUCUUCGAGGCAGUGCUGGAGUGGGCGGUGGCUGAGUGCCGGCGCCAGGGCCUGGGCGCCACGGCACGGAACAAGCGGGCGGUGCUGGGCAAGGUACUGUACCUGGUGCGCCACCCCACCAUGACUCUGGAGGAGUUUGCUGACGGCGCGGCACAGUCGGACGUGCUCACCCUGGAGGAGACGCACGACAUCUUCCUGUGGUACACGGCGGCCAACAAGCCCAAGCUGGAGUUCCCGCUGGCUCAGCGGACGGGCCUGACACCGCAGCGGUGCCAUCGCUUCCAGUCAUCGGCCUACCGGAGCAACCAGUGGCGAUACCGGGGCCGCUGCGACAGCAUCCAGUUUGCCGUAGACAAGCGCAUCUUCAUUGCCGGCCUGGGCCUGUAUGGCUCAAGCGGCGGCAAGGCUGAGUACAGUGUCAAGAUUGAACUGAAGCGGCAGGGUGCCACGCUGGCGCAGAACCUCACCAUGUUCGUGUCGGACGGCUCCAGCAGCACAUUCUCAGUGUGGUUCGAGCACCCGGUCCAAGUGGAACAGGAUACCUUCUACACGGUCAGCGUCGUGCUGGACGGCAACGAGCUGAGCUACUUUGGGCAGGAGGGCAUGACUGAGGUGCAGUGUGGAAAAGUGACAUUCCAGUACCAGUGCUCCUCAGACAGUACCAAUGGGACGGGUGUGCAGGGGGGGCAGAUCCCCGAACUGGUCUUCUAUGCAUGAACCCUGGGGUUUGUUUGUAACACAUCCCCUCCCCCUGCGUGGAAGUGCAUUCUACCACUGGAUUCGUUGAACAUGCUGGGAGAGGGUCCAAAAGCAAAAUAGUUUCUUUGCCUUCUUCAACAAUGUAGCAGCAGUGAGAAAUGAUGUAAAUGCAAACAUGCCUGUUAGUCCUUUGACAAAAUGUUUGAGUGAUGGAAUGCUCUUUCCAUUUUUAUUUAUUGAGAUAAAGAUACAACCUAUGAUUUUAACUAUUGAGCGCUGUGGCAUGCAGCCUGGUGUAAAUAUGACAGAAGUUGUAUUCUUGCACUCCUAUUGGGCUACUCCCUGUUAGCGUGUUGUUUUUUGUAAAUAACUUGAGGCUAAUUUGUUUACAGCUUGAGGUUGGCUGACAAAUGACAUGUCUUGUAUUUAGUGCGCAGCUUAAUGGAACUGCAGAACAUAAAGAAAACGUUUUUGUGACUCAAA